AUGUUGCUAUCCUUGGUCAAAUUUGGGAUUCUUAGCGUGUUUCUUCUUGCCCAGGAAGCUGUGGCAAUUCAACUAUGGAAUAACACCGACGGCUUCUCCGAUGAUGUGCCCGCUGCCGGUCGGAGUGCUUUAACAUUCGAUGUUAAAUGCGCCAAUUAUCUGGUGACUGCCCGAGAUGUUGCAAAUGGUGCCGCUUUGGUUGGGAAUCUGGAAAGUCAUUAUUGUACUGAAGAAUGUCAUGAUUCUAUCGAUAACUUCCAGAGAAGUAGCCACUUGGCCUACGGAACAAAAGCAUACGCUUUAUUCAAAAAUAGCACAGCUAGAGUAGUCCCUGGGGAUAUUGUCAAUGGGCUGAUGUGGGCAUAUGAGUUGAGCUGCAUCAAAGAUUCAACUGGGUACUGCCUCGCAGGAAUUUACAACCAUACAAAAACAGCUUGUUCGGAAUGUACCCUCAAGUAUGGCGCAGUGAUGGCGAGCUCGGGCUAUGGGCGUAAGCAGUUCCCACCAAAUGUCUUCUCGUCGCUUUUGUCGUCCUGUAAUGUGCCAGCAUCGAGCUAUACCUAUGUUUACACUUCAUCAAAUCCCACAACAACACCGGAGUCCUCUGGUGUACCAUCGUCUGCCACUGCAACUCCUACUUCUACUUGCACUGGAAAGACAUACAUUGCCAAGGAGGAUGAUACUUGCAAAUCAAUCUCUGAGGCUCAGUCUAUCAGCACUGAUCGCUUAGUUGAGGUCAACCAUCUGGACUACAGUUGCUCUUCACUUACUUCUGGUACCGCCCUCUGUAUCGAAAAGAACUGUACGGUGUAUACCGUGCAGGCAAACUAG
Molecule: messenger RNA, 831 nt
Organism: Penicillium expansum
Lineage: Eukaryota; Fungi; Ascomycota; Eurotiomycetes; Eurotiales; Aspergillaceae
Product: LysM peptidoglycan-binding domain-containing protein
Exons: 2
Coding region: 1-831 (276 amino acids)
Source: RefSeq, a predicted model, not a curated record